Molecule: messenger RNA, 876 nt
Organism: Drosophila takahashii
Lineage: Eukaryota; Metazoa; Arthropoda; Insecta; Diptera; Drosophilidae
Product: serine protease 1-like
Biological process (GO): proteolysis
Molecular function (GO): serine-type endopeptidase activity
Source: RefSeq, a predicted model, not a curated record
AGUAUGAAGGUCUUCGCAGUCUUGGUUUUGGCCAUCGCCUCCGCCUCCGCUGGGCUCCUGCCCCAGAUCGCUCCUGUGCAUCCUCGUGACAGGACCACAGUGCCCUCCAUUACCGGUCGCAUCACCAACGGAAACAACGCCGUGGCGGAUCAGUUCCCCUACCAGGUGGGACUGAGCUUCGUCGGAUCGGAGGGCAGCUGGUGGUGCGGUGGAUCGAUCAUCGACAACUCCUGGAUUCUGACUGCUGCCCACUGCACCAGCGGUGCCUCCUCCGUGACCAUCUACUAUGGAGCUACCGUUCGCACCAGCCCGCAGUUCACCCACACCGUUUCCAGCUCCAACUGGAUCCAGCAUGCCAACUACAUCUCUCUGACCGUCCGCAACGACAUCUCCCUGAUCAAGACCCCGUCCGUAACCUUCUCGGCUGCCGUCAACAAGAUCGCCCUGCCCGCCAUCGCCAGUAGCUACUCCACUUACGUUGGCCAGACCGCCGUUGCCUCUGGAUGGGGUCUUACCUCCGAUGAGGCCACCGCCGUGGCCAGGGACCUCCAGUUCACCGACCUGACUGUCAUCGAGAACUCCGUGUGCCAGAAGGCCUUUAGCAGUCUGAUCGUCACCAGCAGGGUGAUCUGCGUGGCCACCCCCAAGGGAACUUCCACUUGCCAGGGAGACUCCGGUGGCCCCCUGGCUCUGGAUGGCACCCUCAUCGGCAUCACCUCCUUUGGAUCGCCCGAUGGUUGCGAGGUUGGCGAGCCAGCCGCCUUCACCCGCGUGACCAGCUACUUGGACUGGAUCAAGACCAACUCCGGAGUUUCGGCUUAGAGGAUCCAACGAGUCCUGUAACUUUUUCAAAAAUAAAAUGAGAGCAUUCAAAUA